UCGAUUAUUAAAUACUAAUAAUAAUCGAUACUUUGAUAAGUUGUCGAUGUGGUUCCGUGUCUCUCUCCGGGUGUGUGUGCUGAGCUGUCUCUCCCCGGGCAGAGCGUCUCUUUUCCGGGUAGCUGCACGCUUUGUUGUCGGGGAGGAGCCUGGAGCUUUGGAGCUAACACCGGCUACUUCCAGGUAACAAUAACCGGCUCUCUCACCUCUUCAUGCCCCCCUAUGGUGCGUCUUCUCCGGCUUGGUUAGACGACAACAACACCCCCCAUCCCUUCCUCUUCCUUCUCCUUCUCCUUGGCUUGACCUCAUGGAUCCUGGAGGAAGUGAGCUGGACUCCAGCCUGCCUCAGCCUGAGAAUCCGUGUCUGAUUGUGGAGGACUCUCAGCCUGACAGUGUUGCUCUAGAGGACGAUCCGGAGAGCAGCUACAGAGCUCUGCUGGCCCGACGCCUAUCCAGCCUGCAGCCCACUGCACGGAGCCCGGUUCUGGAGCUGAUAUCGUCGCCGCUGGGAAGCAGAUGCUCUCAGACUGACAGCCAAUCAGAGAGCUCACAGAGCAACAACCAGGCCGAAACCGGCGUUCUCGCAGCAGCCAAUCCCAGCUCAGCGAUCCAGGAGGAGAGUCAGGUCAUCAGCGUCUGCCCUCCGACCAACAAGAAUAAGUGUUCAUCAGACGACACAGAAAUGGACUCUGGAGCUGAUUCUACGACACACUGCGUUCAGGCUGAAGAGGGAGCAACCUCUCAGUUUGGUUUUCUGGAGCUUUCUCAGAGUCAGAAUCUUUGUGGUGAAGUGAACAGUCAGGAGGAAGAUGAGCCAGACAGCGAGACUCGUCCAAAGUCAGCGGAGCAGAACGUCAGCGCUGUGACUUCAGGGAGCCGCCACAGUAAAGCAGUGAGGUCCGAGGUGAGCUCCAGCAGCUCGUCAGACAGUCCGGGUCAGUCGGGCAGGAAGCUGAGCGUCCAGGCUCUGCUGCACUCCCAGAAUGUCCAGGCGUCCGAUGAGCAGGAGCAGCAGGACUGUGAGAUACUGUCGUCACAGCAGGACAUGUUCGACAACGACAAGACGGGCGCCGCAGUCGACAGCACCGUGUCCGAGCCGGAGCAGCAGGGUCACCCAACCCUGACACCAGCCAGCACCCUGCGCCUCCUGCACCUCUCUGGACAGGGAACACUGGUGCAGCAAAGCCUCUCCCAGAGCUCUGUGGAUUACGUCGCUCCGACCCAGGACAACCUCACCAGCACCCCUUUAAUCGUCCCCAGCUCGCCGACCGGACCCGAGAAUGAACAUGGUGCAGAUGAGCCGAUGGAUACCUCGCUGCCUCCGGACGACCGAGCGGCGGGGGAAGGGAAGGACGAGCCGAUGGAUACGGACGCCGCCUCUGCCUCCGCCUCAAAGCCGCACCCCUCCGCCUCGACGCCCGUAUCCCAGAAUUCCCCUGGUUUCGUGUUGGAGCGGACUCUCUCUUUACCGUCCCAGCCAGAGUUCUCACAUGACGCGUUCGUCCCCACGCAGAGCCAGGAGUCUCCUCAGCAGUCGGACAAGAAGAAGAAAGCGUCGUUAUCUCAGUCUGCUCAGCUGGAGUCGGCUCCUUUCACUCUGCCUCUGCAGCUCUCUGCCAACACGGAGAGCGUCAGUCAGGCUCCAAAGACCUCCGAGGAGUCGAAGGAGGACAGCCAGGCCACGCAGAUAGAGGAGCUGGAGGAGGAGGAGCCGCCGUCGGUCGUCGACACCAGCGACUCGGCGAUUUCACGCGGCGAUCAGAAGAGCGAGAGCAACGGCGUCUCGGCAGAAUCGUGCAAGAAGAAGACGGCAGCUUCGUCGAAUGUACAAAACGUGAAUGUAAAGGAGGGUAAGAGCUCGGCCGACAUCGUCUCCUGCUCGCAACCCAAGUUUGACUCCUCCUCCUCCGAUCUGACUGCUAACAGCUGCGUGGAGGAGACGCCAGCAGGAGCGACGCCAACGCCAAAACCGACGCCAACGCCAAAACCGACGCCAACGCCAAAACCGACGCCAACGGCAACACCGUGCAGCUUAGAUUCACAGUCUGUCAUCUCUCAGACGUCUGCUGCGGAUGUUAAAGGAGGAGGAGGAGCAGUGAAGAGUCGCUCUGAAUCAUCACAACAGAAAUGUGGAGCAGUGGGUAACAGUCAGGAGGAAGAGGAGGAGGAGGUGAUGGAGGAGGAGGAAGGGGAGAGCACAGUCGGAGGUGAAGCUUCAGCAAUCGGUCUGGUUCUCUCCCAGAGUCAGCUGUUAUCACCCGAACCCAUGGAGGAGGAAGAAGAGGAGGAGGAGGACAGCGUCGUCGUGGUUACAGAAAGCGAGAGAGACUCACAGCCCAAGACCGCCAACAGUUCGCAGCCAAUCAGAGCGUCUCCCUCCACUAACGGCCACCAGUCGCGGGCUCUGGUGAAGGAGGCGCACGCGGCUCCUGAUAGGCUCUCCCAGACUGAGAGGGCGGGGCCUGAAGCAGAAGGCCUCAAAGAUAAAAGCCUGAGCGACAGUUCGGGAGAGAUUUCUUUCCAUUUCACUCUUCCUAAAGAAGGAGAGCUGAUUGGUCCGGCCGUCGGAGCCACGCCCCCGCUCAUCAACCAGCUGAAGCAGACGCUCAGACACAGCACUCCCAUUGAGAUUACCUCCUUCUCUGGAAAGUCAGAUGGGGUGGGCGACGUGUCUACAGAUGUGGCGAUGGCGGCAAGCGACAUUGUCGCUUCGGGGGAAAGCGGCGAGGACACGACAGAUAAAGGAGACGGGAAGCUGAGUCUGAGGAUGAAGCUGGUGACUCCAGUGGAAGAGGGCAGCUCGGAGCGCUUCAGCCUGCAGAAGCCGACACUAUCAGAAGAGGACAGAUCUGUCGUCAAGGUUACCACCGUUGCCAAGGCUGUAACCAGUCCGUCAGUGUUCAGUCGAGUCCGGCAGGUUCACAGACAACAGGAACCAGACGACGACAGCCAAGACAACUCUGCACCUGUCAGGAGCGAGCUGUUCGCCUCUCCGCAGAAGAGCCAACACACUUCAUCGCUGGGUUUCAACAGCCUCCCGAACAGCCAAUCAGAGCCUUCGCAGCUGCAGCAGCAGGCGACACCGCAGCAGGAGAGCGCCAAGGAUCUGUCGUCGUCCGCCGCCGUAGCAGAGCUUUCCGAGGAGAGGAGAGGACCGUCCGAACCCCCCGCAACCCCCAACAGGACGGACGGCAGGCAGAGGGCAACGUCCCAGCAGUCACACGACAACACCGUCACCUCCAGUCCGUCCAACAAGCUCCGUCAGCGGACUGUCUCCCAGCAGACCAGCUUCGACGCUCCGGGGUUUCGCUCCCCAGCCGGCAGGGGUGAACCGGAGUCUCCGUCCUAUAGAAGAGCCGCCGGCCCCGCCCAUCGCAGACACGUUCGCACCAUCCAGGAAGUCCGGACCACCGUCACGCGAAUCAUCACAGACGUUUAUUAUGAGGACGGGAAGGAGGUGGACCGCAAAGUCACCGAGGAGAACGAGGAGCCGGUGGUGGACUGCCAGGUGUUGGACGGCGACAUCUCUCCGUGCCGCACAGGCAGCAGCUCCAUGACUUCGGGCGACCUCGGUGACAUCAGCUCUCUGUCGUCCAAAGCCUCCAGCCGUCAAUUCAGCUCGGGAGGAACCAGCAGCAGUAGCGCCGGUCUCACCCGGCCGGACUUCAUCAUGCCGUUCAGCCGAGGCGCCAAAUCCAUCAGUCCCAGGAGGGGAGGCGGGCACCAACAGAGGGGUCACAGGGGCCACAGGGGCCACAGGGGCCACAGGGCAGGGUCAGUGGUCACGAUGGACAGCACUUACGGCACCUUCGGGUCCCGGGCUUUCAUCCCGCUGAGUCCCAGAGGAAGGGCUAGAAGGGGGAGACCCCCGUCCCGCUCCUCCCCGUCCAGGGGAGGAGGUCCCGGCUCGCUGCACCGCCUCAGCGUUCACGGUCACCCUCACUCCUCCUCAGACGACGAGCACUACGCCCGCAUGCUGCCGCCGCGCCUCCCCGUCAGCCCCACGGACGCCGAGCUCCACGGCCGCUCAGACUCCCUGCGCUCGUCGCCGGAGGAGGCGAGCUCGGCCGGCAGCAGCUUCGUGGGGCUGCGGGUGGUCGCCAAGUGGACGUCCAACGGGUAUUUCUACUCGGGCCGCAUCAUAAAGGACGCGGGCGAGGGUCGGUUCCGCCUGCGGUUCGACGACGGCUACGAGUGCGAGGUGAUGGGGAAAGAUAUCCUGCUGUGUGAUCCCAUUCCUCUGGAGACGGAGGUCACGGCUCUGCUGGAGGAUGAAUACUUCAGCAUAGGUGUUAUAAAGGGCCAUAAGACGGAGGGCCAGGAUCUGUUCUACAGCGUGGAGAAGGACGGUCAGCGGCAGUGGCACAACAGGACCGCCGUCAUCCUUUCUCUGGAGCAAGGCAACAAGCUGAGGGAGCAGCACAGCCUCGGACCUUACGAACCCUUAGCUCCGCUGGCCAAGGCCUCCGACAUCAGCCUGGAUAACCUGGUGGAGGGGAAGAGGCGGCGUCGAGGCCCCCCCGCGGAGCAGAACACGCCCAACCGCGGCUCCUCCGCCUCCAACAGCCCUCGGACCCCCGGACCGUCCGGCAAGAGGAAGCUGAUCGCCUCCGAGGAAGAGAGGAUGCCGUCAAAGAGGGGGCGCAGGGGGGCGGGAGCUAGAGCCGGUCAGCGUGUCGGCGUCUGUAACACCUCCGGCAGCGGCACGGAUCUCCCCGCUCAGUCAUGUGACCUGCCGGAGACCCACGGCCCGCUGCCACAGAACACGUCUCUCUUCAUGGGAUUCGCCUUCAUGCUGACGGCCUCGUCCGAGAUCGACCGGCUGACCAACCGGCUCAGCGGCAGCGACGACGAGGACGAUUAUGUGCAGACGGGGCCGUAUAACAAAGCGUACACAGAGUCCCAGCUGCAGGCAGGUGGAGGCUUCGUCCUGCCCGACUUCAAUGAAGAACAAUGUAAAGCGGCCUAUCAGAGCCUGCUCAUCGCCGACCAGCACUGCCGCACCAGGAAGUACUUGCUGUGCCUGGCGAGCGGCGUUCCGUGUGUCUCGCACAUCUGGGUACGAGACUGCUGCAGAGACAACAAGCUGCUGAACUACAGGAACUACCUGCUGCCCGCCGGCGUCGGGCCCAACGACGCCAUCAUAGAGUGGCAUCCUCGCUGCAGUCCAUUCAAAGCCUUGCGGAUGCUGCUGGUGUUUGAGAAGCCGGUGGAUCUCUGGACCCAGCUGAUCACUAUGGGUGGAGGCUCCUCCGUCCGACAGUUCCAGACAGACAAAGAAGCCUCGGACGUUCCUGCCGGUAAAUAUGACGUCGUGGUGACAGACCAUGCCUGUCCGCCAUUGGUAGAGAAGAACGUGACGUCGCAGGAAGUCCCGCUGGUGUCUGCCGAGUGGCUCAUCCAGAGUCUCAUCUGCGGAGAGCGUCUGGGUUUCCACAGCAAGCCUCAGUAUCGCCAUGACUACUCCUCCAUCAACACCACCACCACCACCACCACCACAUCCUCCUCCACCUCUUCAUAAUCUGACUCCUCAUGUGCAAAAAAAAAAAAAAAAUGCCUUCGACU
Scomber scombrus (Atlantic mackerel) is the source of this 5565-nucleotide messenger RNA. RefSeq names its product tumor protein p53 binding protein, 1 (gene tp53bp1). The transcript has 29 exons. Gene Ontology annotation, molecular function: histone binding. The record is from RefSeq and is a predicted model, not a curated record. The coding region runs from base 308 to 5521 and encodes 1737 amino acids. Gene Ontology annotation, cellular component: nucleus. NCBI's taxonomy places the organism in Eukaryota, Metazoa, Chordata, Actinopteri, Scombriformes, Scombridae. Gene Ontology annotation, biological process: DNA damage checkpoint signaling; positive regulation of transcription by RNA polymerase II.